This is a messenger RNA of Lagopus leucura (white-tailed ptarmigan), 2665 nucleotides long. RefSeq names its product S-adenosyl-L-methionine-dependent tRNA 4-demethylwyosine synthase TYW1-like. Lineage: Eukaryota; Metazoa; Chordata; Aves; Galliformes; Phasianidae. Gene Ontology annotation, molecular function: 4 iron, 4 sulfur cluster binding; catalytic activity; FMN binding. The record is from RefSeq and is a predicted model, not a curated record. The coding region runs from base 44 to 1882 and encodes 612 amino acids. The transcript is spliced from 14 exons. Gene Ontology annotation, biological process: wybutosine biosynthetic process.
AACGGGAGAGCGCGGCGGGGCCGGAAGGGAAUGGAGGUGGCACAUGGCGGGCGGUUUAGAUGUCUCAAUGGAUACGUGGAAUUUUCUCUACACUUGCCUGGUGUCCUUAUGGCUGCACAGAAUUUACAUCUAUUCUGUUAUGGCUUUUGGGAUCAGCCUUUGGAUUGCCAUUCAGUUCUUCACUACCGAAGCCAAGAGGAAGGAUGAAAAUUCCAAUGGGAAUCCAGUGUCUUCUGAGGUAGCAGAGGGCAAACUAGUCAAUGGAUAUGCUGCUCUGCAGCCAAAGGAGGUCUAUGUUGCUGGAGUGAAGAUUUUCUAUGGGUCUCAGACUGGCACAGCACAGAGAUUUGCAAAGGGUUUGGCUGAAGCUGUUACUUGCCUUAAUUUGCCUGUGGAAGUCAUUAACAUGGGAGAAUAUGAUCCUGAUGAUUGCCUAGCAGAGGAGGCAACCAGCAGGAACAUCUGUGUGUUCCUGGUAGCUACGUACACAGAUGGGCAGCCAACUGAGAGUGCAGCCUGGUUCUGCAAGUGGUUGGAAGAGACUGCAAAUGACUUCCGCUUUGGCAAAACGUAUCUGAAGGGCCUGAGAUAUGCUGUGUUUGGCUUGGGAAACUCAGUUUAUGUUGAUCAUUACAACACGGUUGGAAGAAAUAUUGACAGGUGGCUGUGGAUGCUCAGCGCCAGGCGUAUCAUGACUCGUGCCGAGGGGGACUGCAAUGUGGUCCAGAGCAAGCAUGGCAGCAUUGAAGCUGACUUUGAAGCCUGGAAAUCAAAGUUCCUCAGUUGUCUCCAGGCCCUCUGCAGAGGGGAAAAGAAGCCCUGCAGUGGGAAGUGCAAGAAAGGGAAGUGCAAAUCCCAAGGGAAGCAGAGUAAGGAGAGUUCAAGUCAUGAACGUGAAGCGCCAGAGGUUGAGAACACUGAGGCUGAAGAAUUGUUUGAAACCACCAGUGAGGAGGAAGCUGAUGCUGAGGAAGCUGGAGGCACAGAUUCUGUUGUAGAUGUUGAAGAUCUUGGCAAAAUCAUGAGUCACAUGAAGAAAGCCAAGAGAGAACGUGAGCUGGAGGAUAGAGAUGCUGGAAUGAGCUUGCUUGGAGAGACCUCUGGGAGGAAGGAGGCGGGUGAAAGGAGAGAAAUGAUAACUGCAGCCCUGAGGGAUGCUCUCACAAAACAAGGCUAUAAGUUGAUAGGAAGCCAUUCUGGAGUGAAGCUGUGCCGGUGGACAAAGUCGAUGCUCCGAGGCAGAGGUGGCUGCUACAAGCACACCUUCUAUGGAAUCGAGAGCCACCGCUGCAUGGAGGCCACACCGAGCCUGGCCUGCGCCAACAAAUGCGUGUUCUGCUGGAGACAUCAUACAAAUCCCGUGGGCACGGAGUGGCGAUGGAAAAUGGAUCAACCUGAGAUGAUCUUGAGGGAAGCUCUUGAGAAUCAUCAGAACAUGAUCAAGGAGUUCAAAGGAGUGACAGGAGUGAGGGCAGAGCGCUUCGAGGAGGCAAUGGCAGCCAAGCACUGCGCUCUGUCCCUGGUGGGAGAGCCCAUCAUGUACCCCGACAUCAACCGCUUCCUGCGGCUCCUGCACCAGCAUGGCAUCUCCAGCUUCCUGGUUACCAACGCACAGUUCCCAGAGGAGAUCAGGAACUUGGAGCCUGUCACACAGCUGUAUGUCAGCGUGGAUGCCAGCACCAAGGAGAGCCUGAAGAGAAUUGAUAGACCGCUCUUCAAAGAUUUCUGGCAGAGGUUCCUGGACAGCUUAAAGGCCUUGUCUGAAAAGCCCUUGAGACCAGUUUCUGCCUGGGCCUGUCUCCAGCAUCCCAUUGCCUGUAUGUUGUCUUCACGUUCACCCAAUAAGGAGUGUCAGCUACACCGAGAUCAAGCAGAUUCGUAACACUUUGCCCCACCUCCCACCAAAGAUUGCCGGUGUUUCUUUGCUCCCUGUCAGUAGGGCUUUCUGUCAUCCUGUUAUUUCUCCCACCAUGAUGCAGCACAGUCACACUCACUCCUCUUCUACUUUAGCAGGAGGGAUUUGCCCCAGUUGCUUCUUGUCAAGUUUCUCUUUCCAUACCCAACUCAGGCAUCUGGGAAUCUGCUCUUAAUAUUAGCCCCAGAUAGAAUCAUUAAGGUUGGAAAAGUCCUCUGAGAUAAGUCCAACCCCAGCCUAUGCCACCAUGCCCAUAAGCACAUCUCUCAGUGCCGCAUCUCCGUGGCUUUGGAACACCUCGGGGAUGGUGACCAUCACCUGGGCAGCUGUGCCACUGCAGCACCCCUUUUUCAGAGAAUAAAUUCUUCUCAAUAUCCAACCUGAUCGUCUGGCACAACUUGGGGCCUCGUGUCCUAUGGGUGACCCACUACUGAAAUAACUGGCUGGAAGGUGAUGCGCUGUGUUGGACUGCAGUGGGAUGCAAUCCUUGGGGCUGGCCAUGCUGGCUGGGUCUGUCGGUGGGCUCUGAAGGCUGCUGCUGGGGUGGGACUCUGUUUAUUGCUGCCUGCCUUUGUUUACCAGUGAGAGCUGACCUUUGGGGAGACAUUUCUCGACUAAUUGGGUGCCUAAUCAUAUCAGGCAAUUGAUGGGCCUGCAUGUAUCAGUUGUUCUCUUGUUAAAUAUUUUCCCUCUGGUUUCUUCUUUCCUUGUUAGAUGGUAAAUGAUGCAUUUAUUUUUGCAGCCUCUCAU